Molecule: messenger RNA, 2505 nt
Organism: Fusarium fujikuroi IMI 58289
Lineage: Eukaryota; Fungi; Ascomycota; Sordariomycetes; Hypocreales; Nectriaceae
Exons: 3
Coding region: 1-2505 (834 amino acids)
Molecular function (GO): protein binding
Source: RefSeq, a predicted model, not a curated record
AUGGAGCACACAUCUUUCCGAGGCGGAGACCGCCUAACAUACUCACAAAUGCGACAGCAACCCCUACCUAGGGACACCUUCUUCAGCCUCAAGAAUGAUUCUCAACUACUAGAUCGACCAAUUUCAGUGGCAACCGAGUUUGUGGACACGGACUGGGAAGAAGAGGAUGAAAUCAUUAGCGAUGAGGAGGACAACUCGCCUCGUAUAAGUCUGCAGUCGGCUGGACAACCUAGUUUCACAACAGUUUCUUCCUACGAUGAGGUUCCGACGCCAAGAUCGAGUAGAAGCCAAGAAGUUCCACUUGAUUAUUCCCUAAAGCAGGUCGAAGGCCCUCGAGGGCCUCACCUUUUUCGGAACUCGACGGACCAAUACUCUGCCACCGAAGAAGACAUCAUUUUGACAUUAUCGCCCAUCACUCCCAAGGGACCUCGGAACAUUGCGGACUUUCUCAUGACAUCCCAACCACCACCGCCCCGAGCCAGUCCUUUCCAGUACACUGAUGCGGAACUGGACACGACAACUCUGGCAUCAUGGUCCACCGAGAUGGUUGCGCAGGCUAUGCUCAAUGCUGGCGUUGAGCUGUCCGUGGCAGAUCGAUUUAUGGAGAAUGAUAUCAGCGGUGCAAUUCUGAUAACGCUUAAGUUUGAAGAUCUCAAGGAGCUUAACAUCCAAUCGUUUGGCAUCAGGACUAAAGUUUGGCAUCAAAUCCAAGCUCUCAGAGAUAGCAGACCUGCAUCGCCUCGCCCGGAAACACCAAUUGAAGACGUUCCAAGUAAGGAAGUUGUCAGAGAAGCGCGUAGAGGGGAAGAAGGUGGUCUUAAGCGUCGCCAGAGCAGCAAGCGACGUCAUCGUGCAAGGACAAAUGGAGACGAUAUUACUCCCAUGGAGUCAGUGUCUAUCAUCGGUAUUGAACAAGUUAUCCCAAAACCUCAUCAUUGUUCCAAGGGGGAGAACUGUUCCAAGUUCAGAAAGCAACAGCAGCUUAUCAGGGCAUUCAAGAAAGAAUAUCCACAUGUGGAUAUCAACGCCACCGGCACCGUCAUGGUUGGAGAUGCUGGCAACCCAGAGACGGCCAAAGCAUUGGACCCUAACAAGGUCCGUCCAGUAUCGGACGCUGUACCUUCUGUUGUCGCCUCCUCGGAUGUCAUGGGUCCUGGCAUGCCUCCUCUUCAGUACCUUUACGAGGCAUCUCUCCGUGGCGUUCAGUCAAGAGAUCCUCAAGAUAAUGUCAGGCAAUUCCUUAGCUUCCAACACCAACAGCAGGGAGACUGCAGCGCCGAGGUGCCUCCCACACCUCCGUUUGAUGGUAUGCCAACGGCACAGGCCCAGCUUCCUCACCAAGGUCUGCGCCGACUCCCUAAACUGUCCAUUCCUGGGAAGCCCCAGCUUCCCCCGUCCCGUCUUGGUGCUUCUUCAGUGCCUCCCCCCCAGAAGAAGCCCACGCAGUCAUUUGCCCAACAUCAACAGCAAUUGCAACAGCAACAGCAACAGCAACAGCAACAGCAGCCCGCCUUUGUCCCUUACCAGAUGGAGAAGACCAGCCCUCGAUCUCCUGAUCUGGAGAUGACACCUAGGAACAGCUUCCGCCAUGGUACGCCAUUCUCGGAACUUGAUGUUCCCAUUACAGCUGUGCCCAUUGGCCCAGUAGCUCGAGAUUUCUCCCAAUCUGUGCCGCCUGACAUGAACUACCGCACAUCCCCAACUAACAAUGUCUCCCCUCCUCGCUGCCAGUCUCGCACUUCAGCCCGCCGCCCAUCUUUCCCUGUGAUGCCUGCUCUGGAGGAGAACAAGCCUGUCCUUGUUAGCCGCCCUUCCCAGGGAUCCUCCUCACCCAAGUCCCCACGAGGUUCACGAUCUCAGCAGCCUCUUCAGCCACCCCCCCGUGACAACUUGCCCUUUUCCCGUGGUCACCUCAAUGGCUCUGAGAAGGUCCUGGCACCAACGAUCACGCCUCUUGGGGCCAGGGGCAAGUCUCCCUCCGCCGACCCUGCCAAUGGUAUCAGCCACCAAGGCCCCAUGAAGAAGCGCAAGACAAAGAUGCUUCGGCAUGAGUGGCAGGACGGUUACUUUACUCUGAAGGGUACCCGUCUCAAUAUGCACAAGGAUGCCGAAGAGCUCGGCCGGACCCUUGAGUAUGUGGACAUUGACGAUUACGCAAUUGCCUGCUCAAGUGUUGCAUCCUCUUCAAAGCUCACUGCUGCUUUCAAGACGAUGCAUCUUUCUCGUGGAAGCCACAGCCGCGAGAAGAGUGACCCUGUUGGUGCCUUUGCUUUCCAGCUCAUCCCUCAGGAGAAGAACACUGCCCGCCUUCGGAAGCGUGAGAGCCACCUUCAACCUGCCGGCGCCAUUCCCGCAGAAGGUGUUAAUGGCACAGGCAAGACGCAUCAUUUUGCUGUCAAGAAUCGAGAUGACCGCAUCGACUGGAUGCGAGAGCUUAUGCUCGCAAAGGCGCUCAGACAAAAGGGCGAGGGGUUUGAGAUCAGCGUUAACGGAAACAUGAUCUAA